Molecule: messenger RNA, 5214 nt
Organism: Tetrahymena thermophila SB210
Lineage: Eukaryota; Ciliophora; Oligohymenophorea; Hymenostomatida; Tetrahymenidae
Product: REJ domain protein
Exons: 8
Source: RefSeq, a predicted model, not a curated record
AUGGAAAUCAAAACAAGCGCUACAAAAUGGCAAUAUUAAAUAAAUAAUCAGAUAAUCAGCUGCUUCAAAUCUAUAAACAAAACAAAUCAAAAAGAAAUUAAUUAUGAUUUUGAGAGUAAUUUAAUCUUGGAGUUGACUCUCUUUUUAAUGAUUUCUAUAAAAUUCUUACUAAAAUUAUCUUUAUCCUCUUAGAAGUAAGUUGAAAAAAAUAAAUAAUAAAAGAAAAUUGAUAAAGCAAACCAGGGCAUUUUGCUUGCUUUAAGAAUAGUCUAAGCAUAGGAUUGCUCAUUUCUACUCUCAAAAACUUAACCAACUACUGCACCUUUGGGCUACGAGUGCAUAAUGAGCUCAUCUACAACGUUCGAUGAUAGUUACGUUUAAGAUAAAUAAACAUAUAAUUUAACCUCAUUUGAUUCAAACAACAAUUUCAGCGAUGUGCAUGCUUAUGUAAGAUAACCUCAAUGUGCAAAUCUUAUUGAACUACAAUAUCUAUAAUAUAAAGGCAUAAAUUUAGAUAUUGAUAGAGAUAGCAAGGCUUAAUAUAUAAAAAAUAUAUACAUAAGCUAUGAUUUAUAUAGCAACAAAUUGAUUAAUUAGUUUCAAAUUAUUUCAAGUUGGUAAAAAAAUGUCUAAUAUGUUAAGCUUUAUAAAUCUAAAGACUUGUUCCCCAUAUAAUUUGAUACUUGUGGGUCAUGCAAAACGAGUCUAUUUCAGAAUAUUGAUAUGACUACCAAUCCAAUCAAAUUUAGUUCAGCUUCAAUUAGUUUUAAUGUCUUAGAUUCAAACAAUGACUAACAAAUUACAUAAUUAUCAAAUUUGUAGGUUCUCUUUUACUAUGAAUGUCCAAUUGGCUGCAAGGGUGAUUGCCCUUCAGGGAAUUGCUAAGAUUGUUAAAGCGGCUACAAUCUUAACAAAGGAAAAUGUGUAUUAUAAUGCGCUUAAAGCUAAUACAUAUAUUAAGAUUAAUCUUCAAAAUAAUCUUGCUUACCCUGCAUUUCUAAUUGCAAUUAAUGCGCUGAUGGGAAUACUUGUAUAACUUGUGCUGAUAAUUUUACUUACGCUUUCGUUAAUGGCUAAAAUAGGUGCUAUUCAUCGUGUAUCUAAUCUAACUAUAAUAUUGAUACAACAGGUAAUUGCUAAAUUUGUAUGUAAAAUUGCAGCAAAUGCUCCUAAGCAAAUACAUGUGAUAUUUGUUUAUCAGGAUUCUACCUCGCUAUUGAUUAUCCAAAUAAGUCAUAAUUUUAAUGUAUUUAAAUAUGCCCAAAUAAUUAUUAACUAAUUAAUAAUACUUGCAAAUAAUGUGUUUAGACUAUUUACAACAGUUGUUUUAAUUGCCCUAGUACUUGUAGAUCUUGCUCUCCAUCUUAGAUCAACAAGUGUUAAGAUUGUUAUCCUGGAAUGCAGCUUAAUAGCAAUGGUUUAUGUUAGCCUUAGACCUAACCAGGACUAUAAGUAGAUAGUAGAAAUCUCAACUUUUAUUAUUGUAGCUAUAAUAAUGUAGCAGUUGUUUAGGCUACUUUUUCAAACUCAAGUCCAGUAUUAACUCUAGAAUUCGGUAUAAAUUUAGUUACUAUACCUGGAUUUAAUUGCAAUUAAAUAUUUGACUCUGUUACGCUAAAUUUGCUAGGCUCUAGUACUUGCUCUAUCAAUUCAUCAUAAAUAAUUGUGUCAUUAAGUUAAGAUGCUAAUUUGAUGGUUAACUAAACAAUAAGUAUUACUACCACUAGUUAGGUACUUUAAUUCUAAGGAGCUAGCUAAAAAAUUGAUACAAUUUAUCUAAUUUCUUAAGUUUAGCAACCAGUUACUCCUUAAGUGAAUAUUCUAUAUAAUUAGAUUGUAAAUUCUUGUGAAGAUAUCAGUUUCUAAAUUUAAACGCCAUAAAAUGAUGCUGGAAGAGGUUUCUUAAAUUUAUAAUGGAAAUUAUCUAAUCCAUAUACUUUCAAUUAAGAAACUAUUUAGAAUUUAAAUGGUAUUAUAAAUAGCGCAAAUACUCUUCAAAGUUUAACUUUGUUUAUUCCAAAAUACACUCUUCCAGUAAAUACAAGUAUAAUUAUUUAGCUCACCUACACUCUUAAAGUCUAUUAAAGCAACACCUUAUCUUUUUCGACCAAAAAUUAAUUAAAAAAGCAAAUUAUUAUAAACCAGAUUUAAAAUACAUAUCCUCCAAUAUUUAGGUAUAUGGACUUGUAAAUCACAUAUUUUUUUACUAGUUUAUAAUGUGAUUAGUAAGGGAUUCACUAUCUAUAAGAUUUCUAUGAUAUCUAAAUCACUUCAACUGCUUUGCCUUCUAUUAAUAAAAGUUUAACUUAAUUCAAUGAUCAAUAAAUACAGUUAGACAUACAGCCUUUUUUUAUUCCUGUUAGUACAAAUUUAGAUAUUUAGUUUAACGUGCAAAUUAGUAGUGAUGCACAAAUUAGCAAUACAAAUACGUUAUCUAUUCCUUAUACGCUAUCAAAUAUUUAGAUUCUGAUCUAAAAUGGAGAUGAUAUGCUUGUUAAUUAUAAAAAAAAUCUUACUCUUAUUGGGUUCGCACGAGAUUACGAAAUUCAAGAUCCUAACUCUCCACAAGGAAUACAAAUAAGUUGGUAAUGCAAAUCUUUGUAAGCAUAAAAUGGUGAUGACUAAUGUUACACUUAUAAAAAGAUUGUUUAUGUACCAUAAAAUACUUAGAAUAUUACAAUAGAUGGUGGUACUUUUAACCCUUAUUAAACACUCAGUUUCACUAUUUAAGGAUCGAAAGGAUCUAGAACUUCAUAGUAUAGCUCUUUACUUAUUCUCACAGAGAUAGAUCUUCCUUCUCUCUUAGUUUUAUUUGAUGACCCAAAAUAAAUAUAAAAAAUUAAUAUAAACGAAGAUAUUUCUGCAACUCUUGUUUAUGGCUCAAAUGUACCUUCGGAUAUUCUUACUUAUGCUGGAGCGGUUCUCUACAAUAACAAUGUUGUAGGAGUAAUUAAAUUUGAUUACUAUAAAGUUAAAUUUAGAAUUUGGGAUUAUUUUUCGGACAUAAAAGCAGAUAAUCUAAUUGUUCAAGUCAGAUUUACUGUAUAUAAUCCUGCCAAUAUUAUGCCUAGUUUAAGUGUUACCAACUUUAAUAUAAACUUGCCUCCUUAAAAUUGUGUUCUUUCUGUUACCCCUUCAAGUGGUUAGGCUUUAACGACCUUAUUCACCAUUCAAUUUAAUGGUUGUACAGCCAUUAACAAUCCUUUAACUUACUAAUUCUUCUAUUAUAAUCAGACCUCUGAUUUAUAAUAAGAAAUCUAAAUCCCUUAAAAUAUCCUAAGAAGAUAAUUAAAAGAUCAGAAUUUAGAAUCCAAAGUUAUUACCAAUCUCCCUUCUGGUAAUAUAUUAAUUAUGGGUCAAGCUAUGGAUUCUUACUUAGCUGUCUUUAAUACUACCAUAUAAGUUAAUGUUACUCCAUUCUAGGAAAGUGAGUAGACUUUAUUGAGUUUAUUAGAUUCAGUUCUUUAAUAGCAAAGUACAGCAGUUAAUUAAAUAAUCACCAAUUUAUGCGUUUUUGGUGAAGAAAUAGCAAAGAACACUCCUCUAUUCAAUCUAGAUUCAGUUAACAUAAAAAAAUCCCAAUUAGUUUAGGCUAUUAUAAACUAAUCAAAUAUGCUUUGGGGUAAUUCUUUUUUGUCUACUUAUGCAAAUAAAAUAGUAGCAGUUCUUCAAAGCUCCAUAACCACUAAAUAUUAAACAUAAAGUUAGAGCGUUCUUAAUUAAAUUAGCACAAUUUUGCAAAACUCACAAAAAAAAAUUGCAAAUUAAGACAAAAAUAAUAAAUUAUUUAAUAAUAAUGAUAUUAUUCUUUAGAAUUUGGUAGAUUGUUUUAAAAUAUUGAACUCUACUACCCAAAGCACAUCAUAAAUGCUUUAGUAGCUUAGUAAUAAUAAUGGUAAAAGACAUUUAAAAUUAUAAGAAGAUUAUUUAAAUACUAUAGACAAUUUAAGAGCCCUUUUUUCUGCUUCAUCAUAAAUUUUGUUGCAACAACAAAUGGAUUUAUCAGACUAAAUAGGAAAUCUACUAAACAACAUUACCCUUCCCAACUAAGGAGAGCUUCAAUUACAGGGAAAUUUAAUCUCUAUAAGCACAGAGUAAAUAACAUCUAAGAAUCUUUAAAAAUACAUGUUCAUUUAAACUUAGAAUUAAUAAUAAAAUGAUUCAAAUAUUUAUAAUGUUGUCAUGACAAGUUAUUCUUCGAAUCCUUUUAUUCAAACUAAUGGCUUUUAGUAAUAUUUAACUUAACUUUAAAACACGACUCCUGGUAUAUAAGUUUCUAUAAAUCCUGUGGUAAAACCAUAUAUAUAAAAUUUAAAUAACGCCUCAAGCUUAGGGCUUAAUAAUUCCUUUACUCUUUAAUUUUAGAAUAUAAAACCAUCAAAAUAUAAUUUAACUUGCUUGUAGCAAUAAUCUUAAUCAGACUGGACUCAAUAAGACUGUAAAUUGAUUGAAUCUAGCCAAACUGGCUUAUACACUUGUGUUUGUAAAAAUCAAAAACCCACAACUAUUACAGAAGAUUUAUAAGAUCUUCUUGAUAAUAAAAAUUUAAAAACUGCAUUUGGCUCAUAAGGAAUAUAAAAUAUUUCUAAUUUUACUACAUUCUACGAGUAUGCUGUAUUUUGGAUUCUUUGUUCAGUUACAUUAAUCUAAAUAGGACUCUGUAUUUAUGGUUACAAUCUAGAUUCUAAGAAAACUGCAUUUAUAGGAUCUAUAGCAUAAGUCAAUCCAAUAUCUUUGGCAAAUUUUGAUAACUUUGAAUAAAAAAUUACAGAUGAAUAAUAUCAAAAACAGAUACAUUAAUAAAAAUGUGAAUUCGAUCAAUUAUAAUAAAAGGAAUCAACUGUUUUUAUAAGUUACUCCCCAUAAAAAUAAUAAUCUUAUAGAGCUACUCAAUCAAAUAUAAACCUAAUAAGACCUGAAGAUGACUAAUAAGGAUAAGAAAACAAAAAUAUUAAUUAAAAAGCUUAACAUUAGAAAUAUUUAUCUGAUAACCAAAAUUUAAAAGAUAACAAAUAGAAAUAAAAAUAAUAAUCAUUAAGAAUAACUCAAUCAGAUAUAAACUUAAAAAGACCUGAUGAUGAUUAACAAGGAAGUAAAUUUAUUAUUUUAGAAAAAGAAAACCAAAAUAAUAAUUAAACUUAACAUUUGUAAUCUUUAUCAGAUAAUCAAAGCAUUUAAAAUAUAAAAAUUGGAUUUAUAGAACAAAAUUAUUGA